Danaus chrysippus (African queen) is the source of this 870-nucleotide messenger RNA. Lineage: Eukaryota; Metazoa; Arthropoda; Insecta; Lepidoptera; Nymphalidae. The record is from the annotation of a GenBank genome assembly.
AUGGCGUCCGAAACCGAACAAAAUAAGAAAAAAGCGCCAAAACCGUUUACAAUAGAAUCAUUGAUAGGUGAUAGGAAGUCACCAGAUAUAGAUAUAGAGAAUAAUAUAUCGGAGAGUUCAAGGAAUUCUGAGGACGAUGAGUCUGAGAGGAAUAGGUACGGGAUGAGAUGUUAUUUCAACUCUCCGUUGUUGCAACAGAGUGUGAAUUUUCCUUUUCUGUUGGGUUACUCCGAGCCGUGGCUUACGAGGAUGCUGGGCGCCGGGCCGCAGCCCGAGGAGAGGAGAGAUAAGAGAGAGAGUCCCGUGAGUGUGGGAAGUGAAAUAGAUAGUGACUGCGCCGAAGAUAAUACACAAGGUAACGAUUCUGACGUCGAGCAGGAAGAAUCAGAUGCGCCACCUAGCAAGGCGCGCAGAAGACGUACAGCAUUCACGUCGGAACAACUCUUGGAACUGGAGAGGGAGUUCCACGCGAAGAAGUACCUCAGCUUGACAGAAAGGUCGCAAAUAGCGGCCGCACUCAAACUGAGUGAAGUGCAGGUCAAAAUCUGGUUCCAGAACCGUCGAGCCAAAUGGAAACGAGUUAAAGCUGGUCUGGCUUCAGGCAGCCACGUGAAGAGUUCCGGAACCAAGAUAGUUGUUCCCAUACCGGUACACGUGAACAGAUUCGCUGUGAGAACCCAGCAUCAUCAAAUGGAGAAGAACCAGUAUCGACUGGACAGAACCCUGCCAGGGCUGCUACAAUCACAAUCCUCCGCCUUCCUCUCAGCAACCAAAAACGAUAACCGACCGGAUAUAACUCGCAACCCUAUCUACGAUAACCUAAAUCCUAUAGUCAGCCUGAGAUACAACCAGAAUGGAAGACACAGUUAG